This is a messenger RNA of Drosophila elegans, 1784 nucleotides long. Its product is annotated as protein gurken. Gene Ontology annotation, biological process: epidermal growth factor receptor signaling pathway. The record is from RefSeq and is a predicted model, not a curated record. The transcript has 4 exons. Bases 378 to 1295 code for a protein of 305 amino acids. Gene Ontology annotation, molecular function: epidermal growth factor receptor binding; receptor ligand activity. Lineage: Eukaryota; Metazoa; Arthropoda; Insecta; Diptera; Drosophilidae.
CAGAGCAGAAAAGAGCCCGCUUCCCGCGCUUGCUGCUCCUAAGUUUAACUAUUUAAUUUUGCCAAUACAUAAAAUGAUUCACAAUCCAUUGUAAUAAAUAAAUAAAAUGUCACAGCCUUUUCCAGGCGACAUUUCUGCUCCAGUACGUGGGUCUAAAAUAAGCUCUUGGAUCAUCAGUUUUUAGUGUUAUUUUUCUUUGUUAAAAUCCACAAGGAGAUGCAAGUGUGUAGUAUGUUUUUGCCUCCGUUGCGACGCCAAAUUGCAUUUGCGGCCAACACGCCGCUCGAUCCCUAGAUCCAUUGACUCACUUUUCCUAGUGGUGGACAAUCGGUCCACCUACACAAGUUUGUUUUCGGAACGCCCGCCAGCGUUUUCCAAUGAUGCGAUUCCCAUUUACUCGGAUAUUUAAAGUAAUUUUCGUGCUCUCAACAAUUGUCGCCGUCACAGAUUGUUGUUCGAGCCGGAUCUUACUGCUCCGAGAGCAUACGCUUAAAAUUGUGCAGCAUCAGCACAGUCAUAUGCACGAGCAUGCGCACGAGUUGCAGCAGCAGAUCCAGGAAACAGCGGUUGAGUUGUUCAAUCGUCUUGAGCUCCAGAGCAAACAGCUUGAGGCCUCGGCCCAAGAGGCAGCCGAGCAGCUGCAUCCCGGGACGGAUCUUAAGCCGGACAUGGACAGCCAACUGUAUGAACAACCCGGUGAGGAGACCUCUGUGGAAGUGGAACCUGCACAGGCAGCGGAUAUCCUCGAUGCCAGUACUGCAACCUGGUUGACCAGCGAUAGCAGCACUCCAACCACCGCCCCCAAGACAGUAACAACACCCGCAACCGUAACACACACAGGAGAACCGCCACCCGACGACCAGAGCUCGUCCAGUCCGCCCGAGUCGAGCACAUCCGCGCCAGCAACAGACAGGGAAUCGAUCCAGAGCAAGGAGACCGAGAUUCAGAUGCUGCCCUGCAGCGGGGCCUACAACACUAGCUUCUGCCUCAAUGGGGGCACCUGCUUCCAGCAUCCGAUGGUCAACAACACAGUCUUCCACUCCUGCCUCUGCGUGAACGACUACGAUGGAGAAAGAUGCGCCUACAAGAACUGGAAUGGUGACUACCUCUACUCGCCAAUAGCUCAACGGAAGGUCCGGAUGGCGCACAUCGUCUUCUCCUUUCCCGUGCUCAUCAUGCUGUCGUCGCUGUACAUGCUCUUCGCAGCCGUAUUCAUACUCCGGAAUGUGCCGGAUUAUCGCCGGAAGCAGCAGCAACUACACCUGCACAAGCAGCGCUUUUUUGUCAGAUGCUGAGUGGCCUCCACCGAACUGGAGAGGUCCUCCUCUGGCCAUUAUUCGAUUUGAUUCGAUUUGGAAACAAUUUUGGUUUCGCCUAUAAUCUAUAAUGUUCGCCUCAUUGUUGGAUGGCAAAUUCUUUUUGACCAUAUUUCUUUACGUUGCGCAGCGUAAAAGUUAACGCUUUAAUUUAUUGAAUACAUUUAGUGUACUUAGUAGGAUUUUCUAUUUAGUUGCAAAAGACGCACAAUUAGUAUUUGCUUUUCUUUAUCAUUUCUUAGUUUCGUUUGUUUCGCUUUUGAAGCUUUCGUUGGAGCUUUUGUAGUUUGUUUGUAGUAACAUUUUGUUACGUUAAAUUAACCAUUACGAAAUAUUAAGAAUGUACUUAGAACAUAAUCUUAGCGCUUACUCCAGUUUACCAGGACAAAUGGUUAUUUUUGUAACACUUGGUUACAUCAUGUAUAUUGAAAAGAAAAACUAUUUUUUUGUAGUUAUAUUAAAGAGGAA